Diospyros lotus (date-plum) is the source of this 640-nucleotide messenger RNA. RefSeq names its product putative phytosulfokines 6. Gene Ontology annotation, molecular function: growth factor activity. The coding region runs from base 123 to 416 and encodes 97 amino acids. The transcript has 3 exons. Gene Ontology annotation, cellular component: extracellular region. The record is from RefSeq and is a predicted model, not a curated record. NCBI's taxonomy places the organism in Eukaryota, Viridiplantae, Streptophyta, Magnoliopsida, Ericales, Ebenaceae. Gene Ontology annotation, biological process: cell population proliferation.
AUCAUGUGAUUCAGGAGUGAUUGCCUCACUCUGUGUAUGUAUUUAUUUAUACCAAGCAUCUGCCCCCUUCAUCACCCCAACUCCCAACCAAGUUCUCUCUCUCUCUCUCUCUCUGUUAAACGAUGAAGCAGCAAAGCGCCCAUUCUGUUUCUCUUCUGUUGUUCCUUUUUUUCCUUGUUACCACCCCACAAACAAUAGCCCGGCUCUUGGCACCGAAACAAGGAGAAGAGGCGGCAAAGCUGAAUGAAAUCACUACUAGGGCUCCUUUCGUAGAGUUGGAAGAAAUUCAAGAAAAUGAUUCUUUGAAUCUGAUGGGCCUAGAGGUUUGUCACAGUGGAGAUGAAGACUGUGUCAAGAGACGGAUGAUUGCAGAGGCUCACUUGGACUACAUCUACACCCAGCACCAUAAGCCUUAAAAUCCCUCCUUCCAAAUGCUUAUAUAAGCUCUAUGGCUUACUUCCCAACUGAAACCUGUGCUAAAGAUCCAUUAGGGUUUACUUUCAAGGCAUCAAGCCAAUUCUUUUAACUACCCUUCUGAGAACUUCCGCUAUAUAUUACUAAGUUUGGCCCUUAAAGUUCUUGCUGUAUUAUAUGAACGUAUUGUAACUGUUGCAAUAUAUAAAUGUGAACGUUUCGUCCA